AUGCGCCGACCGGAGAUAAAUACCACGCGGCUCCCGAAGCAGCUGUGCGAGGAACUGGGGCUGAAAGACAGCUGGGACACCGGCCGGCCGAACAGAGGGCGAGGGAAGCCUCUGAGCAGGAAGGAAAGGCGAAAGGAAGAACGGUCGCAGAAGAAACAGCAUCACCAACAGCCGCGGAAGUUGAUACAGCCCCAUAUACGAGAGGAACAAGACCAGGGUUCUAGUGCAGAUGUGUCUUCGGACGACGAUGCUAGUGGCAGAGACGUACGUGCAGCUGCGCCGACGAGACCAGAGCCGAAGUCUAUUCUGAAGAAGCGGAAGCGAAGUGAUGAUACUCAGAAGCCUACGAAGAAGAAUGACGACGCAGAGAUUCUACCUGCUGAGCGGAAAAUAUCACGGGCAGUUCAGGAGAAGCUUGAAGAGGAUGACAGGGAGAUUGCUCGGCUAGAGAAAGCCUUGGGGCUGAAAGGGAAAAAGAAGCUCCCGAAAUCUUUUGAAGAAGAUGGGUUAGCUGAUAUACUGGGUGAUCUGGGAGGAUACGACUCCGAGACUGACUUGAGGAAGCGCAAGAAAGAGGGCGAUGAAUGGCUACAAAAUAAAAGGAGGAAGGGACAGGCACAGGCACAGGCAGAUGUCAGUCUUGACGAAGAAACUGAUGAGAGCAAUGAUGAUUUCGAUAUGGACGGUGAAGAGGAUGAAACGGGAGACGAUGAUGAUGGUGAUUUGCUGGAGGAAUCAGAAGGCAGUGACGAGAGCAGUGAAGGGGACAGUAUGGACGAGUUCGAAGGCUUCGAGGACGAACCCGAGCAGCCUCCAAAGCGAAUAAAAGAGAAUCCAUAUGUCGCACCUAUAGCCCCCUCCAGCAACGACCAGCCAAAAUAUAUCCCCCCAUCCCUGCGUGCGGCUGCAUCAACUGAACCCGAAGCUCUCGUUCGCGUUCGUCGUCAACUGCAAGGCCAGCUCAACAAACUAUCCGAGGCCAACCUGAUAUCUAUACUCUCCGAGAUCGAAAAGAUGUAUCAAGACCACCCUCGGAAAAACGUCACAUCUACUUUAAUAGACCUCUUGCUUGCUCUAAUAGCAGAUAGGAGCGCCCUUAACGAUACCUUCAUCAUCCUUCACGCUGCCUUCAUAUCUGCGGUGUAUAAGGUGGUUGGGAUGGAUUUUGGAGCAGAGCUUGUCCAGCGUAUCGUGGAGAAGUUUGAUGAAAUCUACGAAGACAAAUACACUAGCGAUCAUGCAUCAAAGAGCAAGAUGCUGUCCAACCUGAUGUCUUUGCUAUCGCAUCUAUAUAAUUUUCAUGUUAUCGGAAGCAGUCUAGCGUUUGACUAUAUCCGUCUACUGCUGACGGAGAUUAAUGAGCUGAACACUGAACUGCUUCUGAAAAUUAUCAAGAGUUCUGGACCUCAGCUGAGGCAAGAUGACCCCUCUGCGCUCAAGGACAUUGUAAUGCUGGUUCAGCCUGCGGUAGCUCAAGUCGGCGAGGCAGCAUUGUCAGUUCGUACAAAGUUUAUGAUUGAAAUAAUCACAGACCUCAAAAAUAACCGUCUAAAAACCGGCAUUGCCGGCACAGCAAUAGCUUCCGAGCACAUUACCAAAAUGAGAAAAGUGCUUGGAACUCUGAACAGCAGAAACCUCAGAGCUAGCGAGCCACUCAGAAUAAGCCGGGCGGAUAUUCAUAACUCCUCCAAGACAGGUAAAUGGUGGCUUGUUGGGGCAAGCUGGAAGGACCCCUCAAUGGUCAACGACCAUGGCAAUGAAUCUAGUACAACUCGUGAUGCACUUGUGGCAGACACUCUAGACGACGAUAUCACGGGAGGAGAAGUUGACUUGGGCCGACUUGCCAGAGCCCAUCGCAUGAAUACCGAUGUUCGACGAUCGAUAUUCGUUGCAAUAAUGUCAGCAACUGACUGUCGAGAUGCAUAUCUCCGGCUGACCAAGCUCCGUUUGAAGCGAAAUCAGGAGGCGGAAAUUCCUCGCGUGUUGAUGCAUUGUGCAACUGAAGAGGAAGCACACAAUCCCUACUACACGCUGAUAGCACGUAAACUAUGCAGCGAGAAGAAAAUGAGAAUGGCGUUUAUGUUCUCCCUUUGGGAUAUUUUCAAGAGGAUGGGAGAGCGAGGCCAUUUGGACGAGGAGGACGAUGAUUUCGGUGGCUUCGAUUUCGAAGAAAAGGAAAAUGCACUCAGCACACGAGCGAUAUUUAACCUGGCGAAAAUGUUUGCCAGUCUAAUCGUAGAGGGUAGUUUGUCUUUGGGCAUCCUUAAAAUCCUCGAUUUCCCAUACCUGCAGCCGAAAACGAAGAUGUUUGUGGAGAUUCUUCUGAUCACAGUCAUGAUCCAGUCACAACAGAAAUCGUACAAGAAAGCCAAAAGUGAAGGCAACGGCGACGGUGAAUACGACGAGAAGGCUCUAGUAACUAUCUUUAUGAAAACCACUGAGACGCCACAGGUUGUUGCAGGGCUUCGAUAUUUCAUGCGCAAAGUCGUCACUAAGUCAGACGUGGUGUCUUCGAAACGUGAUAAGAAACUAGUGAAAUGGGCAUGCAAAAUGGCCCUUGACACGCUGAGUAUUGUUGCAGAAGGAGGUUCAGCAGCUUAG
This is a messenger RNA of Nannizzia gypsea CBS 118893, 2601 nucleotides long. Its product is annotated as glycerol defect protein 1 suppressor. NCBI's taxonomy places the organism in Eukaryota, Fungi, Ascomycota, Eurotiomycetes, Onygenales, Arthrodermataceae. Gene Ontology annotation, cellular component: nucleolus. The transcript has 2 exons. Gene Ontology annotation, molecular function: RNA binding; protein binding. Gene Ontology annotation, biological process: ribosomal small subunit biogenesis. Bases 1 to 2601 code for a protein of 866 amino acids. The record is from RefSeq and is a predicted model, not a curated record.